GCCAUACUAUACCUUGGGCAUACAGAUCAAAGAUCCUGCUAAUGAAUAUUUCAAACAUCUUCUAUAUGAUUGAUCAGCUAAAAACUCCUCCACCCUGCAACAACACCUCAGAGACACAUCCUCCCUGUCCCCUGCCCAUCAUAUCAACUAUCUACCAGGAUGCUCAUGUGGAAUGCAGUGGUGCAAAUACCAAUCUCCAAAGCUGCAGGGUUAUCGUGCGCCUCAACCAUUCGGUGCCUAUAUGUGCAGUCAGUACUGCAUUGAUGACUGUGUUCAAUGAUGAGCAUGGUAUUGGCUAUAAUGGAACGGUGACCCGAGCAGCCAUUUGUGGCUACCCAAGAUCCAGUGGAGGUCUAUUGAAUUCGAACUUCACGUGGGAGAGUAUCAACCUCAACACCACUUUGUUCUGUGAGGCUGAAAAGACCACUGUCAUCGUCAGCUGCAAACAAGGGAAAAAUGUGUGUGUGCUCCUGAAUGAAAUGUGCGACCCCAUGCCUCCUUCUACUUCACCCAGCCCAAUGGCCAACACCACUUUACCUGCAACAACAAUACUGCCUCCUCCACCCAAUGUCACUAUACACCUAAACACCCCCUACGUCCCAUUGAACACAACAUUAGCUCCACUAAACACCACUUCUACAGCUCCAAAUACUACACCAUCAGCUCCAAAUACAACCAUCGCCACGACAACCCGGGGUAAUACCACUACAAACUCAUCAACGCCCAUCAUUCCACCAGUGAAUUUCACAACAGCUUCCCCAAAGUACACCACGACAGCUGUUAUAACAACCACCGCAGCGCCCAACACCACAGCAGCCAGUAGUGAAGAGCAGGCCAAUCAGCUGCUGGAUCUGACUAGUAACGUGUCCAAGCUCAACUCCUCCCAGGUGGACCAGCUGGUGUCCCAGCUAGAGGCCCUGUUGGCCGGGCCCAAUGUCAGCCUGGCUCUGGGGAAAACCUCUGUCAAAAUCGUUAGCAACCUGCUGGGUGCCUCCUCUGACACCCUGGCCUCCUCCUCCACCAAGAUCAUUGGGAUUGUUGAUACGGUGGGCCUGAAGCUGGUCGUUCAGCAAGACGCUACAAUUUUAACCAAGUCGGUUGCUGUCGCAGUCAAAACAGUGGACGGCACUAAUUUCCAGCAAACAUCUUUCUCCAUCCCGGACCCCAACAAUGUGCAGAUCCGUGGAGAUGGCAGAGCCAGGAGAAGUGUGAGAACAGAGGCGUCCUCCCUUCCCCAGGGCUCCAUCACGUUCCCCUCCUCCCUCACAGCGAACCUCUCCCAUGAGCAGCAGCUACAAGCCUCCAGACUCCAGUUCAACUUCUACCAGAAGGCCACUGUGUUCCAGGACCGAGCCCUGGGAGAUAGCAGGCUGUACAGUGGGAUCCUGGGAGCCAGUGUGGCCAACCUGUCAAUCAAAUCUCUGCAGGAGGACGUGGUGAUCACCCUGAGAAACACUGAGCCCGUCCCAGCAAAUGUUGUGGUUUCAUGUGUUUUCUGGGACUUUGGCUUGAAUAAUGGCUCAGGAGGCUGGAACCGAAAAGGCUGCUCUGUCAGGAACAGCACAGAUAAUCAGACUGUCUGUGCCUGUAACCAUCUCACCAGCUUCGGUGUGCUACUGGACAUCUCCAGAACGGGCAUAACCAAUCAUCUCCAGGCCACAAUCCUCACCUACAUCACCUACAUCGGCUGUGGUAUCUCCGCCAUCUUCCUCUCCGUCACUCUGCUCACCUACCUGGCCUUUGGGAAACUGCGUAAGGACAUCCCAUCUAAGAUCCUGAUCCAMCUGUGUGUGGCGCUGUUGUUUUUAAACCUGGUGUUCCUGGUAGAUGCCUGGCUGGCCCUCUACACUGAGGCUGUGGGCCUGUGCAUCUCCACCGCCUGGUUCCUGCACUACUUCCUGCUGGCUUCCUUCACCUGGAUGGGCCUGGAGGCCGUCCACAUGUACCUGGCKRUUGUCAAGGUCUUCAACACAUACAUAAAACGCUAUAUGCUUAAGUUCUCUCUCGUCGGCUGGGGCGUCCCACUCCUUGUGGUCAUCGUCGUUAUUGCUGUUGAUCCGAAAAAUUACGGCCUUGUUGGCUACGGAAAGUACUCAGAUAACUCCCCUACAGAUGACUUCUGCUGGCUGAAGAUCGACAUUGCCUUCUACGUAUCUGUGGUGGCCUACUUCUGUGUCAUCUUCCUGUUGAACCUCAGCAUGUUUGUGGUGGUGAUGGUUCAGCUGUGUCGGAUAAAGAGUCAGAACCCCCACAACAUGAGGCACCGUAACGGGCUGCAGGACCUGCGCAGUGUGGUUGGGCUCACCCUACUCCUGGGCCUCACCUGGGGCUUUGCCUUCUUCGCCUGGGGGCCCGUCAACCUGGCCUUCAUGUACCUCUUCGCCAUCUUCAACUCCUUUCAAGGGUUCUUUAUCUUUUUGUUCCACUGCGCUGUGAAGGAGAACGUGAGGAGGCAGUGGAGGACUUWUCUCUGCUGUGGUAGACUGAGACUGGCAGAGAACUCAGACUGGAGCCGCACGGCUACACAGAAGACGGAGAAGAAGUCAUUGUCAGUGACCAGAGCCACGUCCUUCCGCUCCGGCAACUCUUCCCAGUUCAACCAUACCUCCAGCUCCUCCUUCUUGACCAGUGACUCCCCAGAGCAGCCCAGUGGAGCAACAGGAAGUCUAUUUGAUGACAGAACCAUCACAGGCCUUGAGGAGCUCAACUCAGACGUGGUCCUCAAUGAGGUGAACAGCCAAUUCAGGACUCAGAGUCAGAGAUCAGCCUGAGUCCUGUGAAACACUAGGGCCAAGUGUAGGCUGGUAGGGGAGUGGACUUACGUGAGACAGUGUGUUUCAUAGUAUUUUCUAUGUUUAUAUUAAAUAUUUGAAUGUUAAUGCUGCAUUUAGUAGUUUAAUGGAAGUGUGUGACAGACCACACUAAAGAGAUGGGACAUCACUGAAGAUACAGCAUGCUCAUGGAUUUCGUCCAGUUGACCUACCAAUACUAUCAUGAACUCGUCUAGGCUGGCACCUUUGAUUGUGAAUAUCAAUGCAUGUACUGUACUGAAAAGGUAUCUACAGUAGCACGGAGGAAAAACCCAGCUCUUACUGUAGAUCCUCACGAGCUGCAUCCUAUGACUGCAUACUACAUGUUUUAUCGUUUUUCUCAGCAUUCUUCAGAGGCAUAAGCUGACACAUACUAACACUCUGUCACUACCUGGUUUGAUUUCAUUUAAAAUAAAGGCAAAGCUCUUUUAUACUAUACUCAGAAUCAAGAUAUUUCCACGAGGUAUAUAUGUACAUAUGUUUUAAAGAGGUAUCAUAACAAUGGGAGUGUAAUUAAAUGUUAUUUCACCAAUAACAAUUGUAUAAAUAAAAUGAAAUGUUUUAUUUUAA
Salvelinus sp. IW2-2015 is the source of this 3380-nucleotide messenger RNA. Its product is annotated as adhesion G-protein coupled receptor G2-like. Gene Ontology annotation, cellular component: plasma membrane. The record is from RefSeq and is a predicted model, not a curated record. Gene Ontology annotation, molecular function: G protein-coupled receptor activity. Gene Ontology annotation, biological process: cell surface receptor signaling pathway; adenylate cyclase-activating G protein-coupled receptor signaling pathway. Lineage: Eukaryota; Metazoa; Chordata; Actinopteri; Salmoniformes; Salmonidae.